Molecule: messenger RNA, 834 nt
Organism: Sinocyclocheilus grahami
Lineage: Eukaryota; Metazoa; Chordata; Actinopteri; Cypriniformes; Cyprinidae
Product: gastrula zinc finger protein XlCGF49.1-like
Exons: 1
Coding region: 90-755 (221 amino acids)
Biological process (GO): regulation of immune system process; negative regulation of transcription by RNA polymerase II; regulation of cytokine production
Cellular component (GO): nucleoplasm
Molecular function (GO): DNA-binding transcription repressor activity, RNA polymerase II-specific; RNA polymerase II cis-regulatory region sequence-specific DNA binding
Source: RefSeq, a predicted model, not a curated record
CACAUUCAUGUUAUUUGUGUGGAAAGAGUUUUGCAUUUCUACAAUAUUUAAAAUACCAUCAGAAAAUACACACUGGCGUGAGAGAGUACAUGUGCUUUGAGUGUGAAAAGACUUUUACUUCAGCAAAGUGUUUAAAACGGCAUGAGAGGAUUCACUCUGGAGAGAAACCUUACAAGUGUUUACACUGUGACAAGAGAUUCAGUCAGUCUUCAAAUCUCAAAAGACAUCAGAGGAUUCACUCUGGAGAGAAACCGUUCACAUGUGAUCUGUGCGGAAAGAGUUUCACACUAAAAGAAGAACUUCUAGUACAUAUGAGAGUUCAUACUGGAGAGAGACCAUUCACUUGUGUUCAGUGUGGGAAGAGUUUCACACGAUCAUCACACCUUAAGGAUCACAUGAACAUCCACACUAGAGAAAAACUGUACACAUGUGAUCAGUGCAGCAAAACAUUUUUGUGGGCUUCAUACCUGAAGAAUCACCUGAGAGGUCAUACAAAGGAGAAACCACAUUCAUGUCAUUUGUGUGGAAAGAGUUUUUCAUGUUUAAAAUAUUUAAAAGACCAUCAGAAAAUACAUACUGGUGUGAGAGAGUACAUGUGCUUUGAGUGUGAAAAGACUUUUACUACAGCGAACCAUUUAAAACGGCACAUGAGGAUCCACACUGGAGAAAAACCGUAUCACUGCACUGCAUGUGGGAAGUGUUUCAAUCAAUCAUCUAAUCUACACAGCCAUACAAAAAACAUUCACAGUAAGUAGAUCAUCUUCAGAUCCAGCACUUUCAGAUCUGAUGCUGCGUCUUCACCAAAUGUGACACAAUGAAUCAAACAAUAAAAUA